AUGGGGCCUGCUGGCGUCUUGCUUGCCCUCAUGGCCGGCCUGGUCGCCGGCCAAUCGGGCCUCUCCAGCGGCAAGACGCAAAACGGCCUGAUUGGAUACGGAAUUCGACUCUACGAGCCGGCAUGCGCCCACGCGUGCUGGGACACGAUCGCUUACAUGACCAACUGCACCGCCGACAUGUCGAUAUCGCGAUUCCUUAACCCCGGCAUUGCCGGACCGCUCAAACACGGCAACGAGAAAAACGAGACCGAACUGGAGCCCUACUGCAACGCAGAGUAUGAACCAUAUCUUCAGACUCUGGCGUGGUGCAUACAUCAGGAAUGCCGCGACGUGCCGGAGCUGGAGCUGGAGAGUUUCUGGUGGACCGAAGGCCCCGGAAAGGACAACAGCUCGAUUGAGACGUAUUCCCAAAUAUGGGCACGAGUAAAUAGCACCAAGAUGCGCCCGAUUAACCAACACGCCACCCUCAACUACACGGCAACCGUGCCCCAUGAUCAGUGGAAGCCCAGCUACGACAACAUUAUCACCCUGGUAAGGGUAGAGAUUACACACGAGCGAUAUGCACUGAUUCUAUUUCUUUCCUGCGCCUUGAUACCCAUUGGCUUAUCGUUGCUUCGAUUCCUUCCUUGGUCGGCGACGUAUGUGUCUCAUUUCCACGCCUACAUCAUCGACCCUCCCUUAAUCGGCCACCGGCAAAACGAACUCUUGGGCGAAGUCUUUAUGAUGCCCACCCGCGGACAGGCAAUCUUUAUUGCAUACAUUUGGACCAUCAACAUUGUCCUCUCGGGGACGGGGUAUUGGUUUCUGCCAGGCAGCUACUGGUACAACAAUGACGUGCACCAAACCCUGACGCAGGUCUCCAACCGCCUGGGCAUGCUGUCCUUUGCCAACAUUCCGCUCCUCAUCCUCUUUGCCGGCCGCAAUAACAUUCUACUGUGGCUCACCAACUGGCCGCGGACUACGUUUCUCAUGAUGCACCGCUGGAUCGCCGUCAUUUGCAUGCUGGAAGGGGUCCUGCACACCGUUCUCUUCUUUUACGCCUAUUCCGUGAGCUGGUACGCCAUGACCAUGAGCGUGCUCGUCACCAAGGGCUACUGGCUCUGGGGCGCGGUGGGCACCAUUGGCCUGAUGGUCCUCGUCGUGACCGCCGUGCAGCCGAUCCGUCGGCGAGCCUACGAGCUCUUCGUCUUCGUGCACAUUGUAGUCUCGGCCCUGGUUCUGGCAGGGUGCUACCAGCACGUGGUGCUGCGGUACGGCCGGCAGCGCGGCUUCGAGACUUGGAUGUACGUGGCAGUGGCUAUCUGGGGCUUUGACCGCGCGGUGCGGCUCAUGCGCGCCUGCCGGCGAGGCGUCCGCAAGGCCUACAUCAGCCCCGUCGACUCGGACUACAUGCGCGUCGACAUUCCCGGCGUCAGCGCGCGCGGCCACGUGUACCUGCACUUCCCAACCAUCAGCAAGUGGCGGGUGUGGGAGAGCCACCCGUUCUCGGUCGCGGGCAGCAGCUGCUACAACACCAACAAGUACGGCUACGGCCCCCAGGAGCUUGACAAGCCGAGCUGGCCGCUCGGAUGGGACCCGCUGGCGACGCCGCCGCACAUGUCGACGUCUGCGGCGCUGCCGCUGCCCCCGCGCAAGACGGGCGUGACGCUCUUUAUCAAGAAGCAAAAGGGCCUGACGGCCAAGCUCGGCGCUCUCAACACGGGCGACGUCGGAAUCCCGGUCAUGAUGGAAGGGUCGUACAACGAGGAGGUGACGUUUCUGCAGGAGAACCACCUGCAGCCGACGCCAGACUACCAAAACAUCAUCUGCUUCGCGGGCGGCGUGGGCAUCACGGGCGUGCUGCCGUUCCUCGACAAGUUUGGCGGGCUGACGAGCCACGGAUCGAAGCGGCUCUUCUGGACGGUGCGCAGCAUGCCGCUGGUGUACGCCGUCGAGGACAUGCUCGGGGCGUACGCGGGCGCGCAGGGGUCGGAGCGGCGCUGGGGCGACGUUGACGUGAGCGUGUCGUUUGGGCGGUUCAGCGUCAGCAGCGCGCUGCGGGAGCACCUGGACUCGGUCUCGGGCGGCUCCAUCGUCGUGGUGUGCGGGCCGGCGGGCUUGGCGGACCAGGUGCGGAUGCUGGUGACGAGACUGGCGGCGAGCCCGGAGCGCAAGACGAAGCCGUUGAAGCUGGUGGUGGAGAGUUUUGCAUGGUAG
Messenger RNA from Beauveria bassiana ARSEF 2860, 2196 nucleotides. Its product is annotated as ferric-chelate reductase (Fre2). Gene Ontology annotation, biological process: intracellular iron ion homeostasis; iron ion transport; copper ion import. NCBI's taxonomy places the organism in Eukaryota, Fungi, Ascomycota, Sordariomycetes, Hypocreales, Cordycipitaceae. The record is from RefSeq and is a predicted model, not a curated record. Gene Ontology annotation, cellular component: plasma membrane. Bases 1 to 2196 code for a protein of 731 amino acids. The transcript has a single exon. Gene Ontology annotation, molecular function: ferric-chelate reductase activity.